AUGGGUCGCGGCGACCUGCGCGAUGCCUUUACCAAAAUCAACCUCUGGCGCCAGACACAAUUCCGCAAGAUCGUCUACCUUGACGCAGAUACUGUUGCCCUCCGCGCUCCCGACGAGCUCUUUGACCUCGAGGCAUCCUUUGCUGGUGCGCCUGAUGUGGGCUGGCCCGAUGCCUUCAACACUGGAGUCAUGGUUAUAUCACCGCACAUGGGCGACUACUGGGCAUUGAAGACACUGGCUGCUACGGGCGACAGUUUCGAUGGAGCAGACCAAGGUCUCCUGAACCAGUACUACGAACACAAGAACUGGCACCGCUUGAGUUUCAUCUACAACUGUACCCCGAGUGCAAACUACCAAUACGAGCCCGCCUAUCGCUACCACAAGUCAAGAAUUGCUGUCGUCCACUUUAUUGGCAAGAACAAGCCAUGGACUGCCGCCAGAUCGCAAGGUGCGACUCCUGGAGCAUACAACGAACUUCUCUUCCGAUGGUGGGCAGUCUACGACAGACACUUCAAGGAGCCGUAUACAUCAGGCCGCUACUCGCCUGCAUCCUCUCCUAUCGCGCAGCCAGAAACACCCAUCCUUACUACUGAGGCCGAUCCUGCCGAGGAGAGAGAGCUGGGAGAAGAGUUGGCCCAAGGCCGUGUUGAGCCCACCCCGACAGUAGAACAAAGAAGAUUCUCAGCACCGCAGGCAGAAUGGGAUGCGACUCGACCUGAGGCCGCCAACUUCCCUACCACCACUUAUGACUUUAACCAAGACAAGGACUUCUUCCGCCCACCUAGGACCUACCCUGAACCUCCCAAGGACAUGUGGUAUGAAGUACCCAAGACGAAGCCCGACCCACCUACGGCAAAGCCCAAGCCAGUUUUCCCCUGGGAAGAAAGACAGACCUCUGCCCCUACCAGGAGGUUCAUCGAAGAUCUUGAUUCUCCUGAUUCGACUCCUCAGCCCGGAGUCACCAUUCCCUCUGCCGAUUUCACUGCUAGUUCCAACAGCCCCGUCACCCCUGUUAUCAAGGUCACAACUGAUGACCCCUGGCAAAACUUCUCCCAAAGCAGUAGAAAUGCAUGGGACGACGUUGUAGGCAUCGACACUUAUAUUCGUUAUCUUAACGAGUCUCAAGCAAAAGGCCGUAAGAGCUCAGUCCAUGCAAAAUCUCCCGCGACAAACACACCAUUCGAGCGCAGAGAAAGCUUAAUACUUACCGAUUUCCCCUCCGAGAUAGAUCGUCCCAGCCUUCCAGUCACCCCAGCACCCAUCCGCAGAUCAAACUUCUGGGGUAGCGAACGCAACAAUAAUGGACAACUUCCAUCCGCAGAGGGUGUUCCUGAGCAGGCAGACUGGAACCCGGAGGAGAAACUUGAAGAGUUGAGACGUGGCUCUAUCAACACACCUCUUGAUUUGAAGAUGCCCGAGAAGAAAUUGCCCAGCCGCGCAAUGCCAUCGACCGCACCGGCUUUCUAUAAUAAAGAAACUGCGCCUUCCAGUUCCCAAGUCACCACUAGCCAAGGCAAUGCUUCAUCUUCGACCUCGGGGGCAACUGCCACUCCUCAAUUCAAUGAUCCUGGCUUCUCUAACUCAGGCUCGGAGCCCAGAGCAGAGGAAGUCCUCAGUCCUACAGAGCACGGUUCGCGUCAAUUCUAG
Aureobasidium vineae is the source of this 1647-nucleotide messenger RNA. Lineage: Eukaryota; Fungi; Ascomycota; Dothideomycetes; Dothideales; Saccotheciaceae. The record is from the annotation of a GenBank genome assembly.